AUGCCAUCUUCCACCCCCACUGGUGGAGCCACUCCUGAUGCUCUUGAAUCCGAUCUCCUGACGAAACUCUCCGCUACAAGUUCGCUUGAAGAUUUGCAAGAGUCAUUACUUGGCUCAUUAAACCGCUGUGGUUGGACUGAGCGGAUCACCGGCCUCGCCACCGAACUCCUCCGCGCCGGCCGCUGUGAGACCUUUGACGAUGUGAUGGACGCCGUCAUUGCCUCUGCUGAGGGGAGAUCACAUCCCGCACUUGGUUCUAAACACUCUGCUGAACAGAAUGGUGUCUCGGCGAACGGUACCAAAGACAAAAGCAAUGGUACCAAGAAAGGCAAAUCAACCGGGGCCAACAAUCCAGACGGCCCUUACGACCCUGCCAAAUACAUUGAAGAUGUUGAUGUACGGAUACCUGAGGCCGUGGUCGACGAGGGUGUCCGUGGAUUGAAGGACAUCCUCCGUGAAAUGGUUGACCUUGAGGACGAGGAGAAGUCCUAA
Messenger RNA from Penicillium taxi, 492 nucleotides. RefSeq lists its product as uncharacterized. The transcript has a single exon. NCBI's taxonomy places the organism in Eukaryota, Fungi, Ascomycota, Eurotiomycetes, Eurotiales, Aspergillaceae. The record is from RefSeq and is a predicted model, not a curated record. The coding region runs from base 1 to 492 and encodes 163 amino acids.